CAAAAUGAGCCAGGAAGAAUCCAAAAUGCACACUGGUUAUGAUGACGACCAGAAAGGCCAAGAUACAGCAGACAUGGGCAUUGAACGAGAUAAGUUGAAGAACAAAAGUUUCCUUGAGAAAAUCGAUAGGAGCAAAGAAUUUGAAACAUUUGAAAGAGAAUUCCAAGACUUCCUACAAGAAAUUGUUGGAGAUGAGCUCCUUGAGAGAUUCAGAGAGCAUUAUGAAUUACUUAAGACUUCAUACAGGACUGAACAAGACCUGAUCAAGAAAUGUCUGGAGCUAAAUAAGAAAGCUCUAGAUAGCGCAAAGGAAGUCAGUGCUGCCGUUAGAUUGGCGACUGCAGAGAUGGAGAAAAUAGAAACUCUUAAUAUCAAAGCUGAGAAGCACCUCAAUAAUCUUUCUGAAAUGAAGAUCAAAGAGGAAGAGUCUAGAAAAGAAAUCGAGAAGCUAAAAUCAGGUAUAGCAAAUCUCAAAAGACAGCAAGGACUGUCUACCGAGCUUGAAGAAGAUAUUGAACUUAGAAAACUCAAGCAAGAAUAUGAUCAGCUCAUCAAAACCACCAAUGAUCAGUCUGACACUAUCGUUAAUCUCAAGCUCAAGAAUACUAGUUUAAAGGAUGAACAACUGAAGCAUGAGACUGAACUCGAUAACAUGAGGAGAGAUCGUGAAGAGUGUCGCCAAAACAUCGAUACAAUCAACCUUCAAGUCCUAGACCUCAAGGAGCAGCGUUCCAAACUAGAAGACGAGAAGAACAAGAUGAAGGCUCAAAAGAAAGAAGAGAAGAAGAACUUAGAAGAAAAACGUAAAGAAAUAGAAGAAACUGAGAACAGCUUGCUAAAUACUAAAGAAAAACGUGAAAGUGUUCUCAAAGAUAUCGAUAUAUUAGACGAAAACAAUAAAAAACUCAAAGAUACCUAUGUAGAGCUGGAUGAGGAAAACAAGAAGUUACAAAGAGACAUUAUAAAGUCCCAGUCUCACUUAGAAAAAGAGGCUAAGGACAAUGACCACAUCUCUGUUGCUUUUGAAGAACUCCAAGAAGAGGUAAAGAAGUUACAGAAGGAGUAUGAUUAUCGGUUCAAAGAGAACCAGCUGAUCGGCCGCAAGAGAGAUACCGCCCAGCUCGAGGAGGACAAGAUGAAGAACGAAUGCAGAGAUAUAGACGACAAGCUUGAGAGAAUCAAGGCUAUCGUCAGUGAAAAGAAAAAGAAGAUUGAAGAUAAGCUUCGUGAAAGAGACUUGUUGAAUAAAGAUGUGGUCGAUAAGCAGAAUAUCUCAAGAGAGAAGGAGAGUGAACAGAAGAAUUUGGAUAAUGAGCUUAAGAAGUUGAAGAAUAAGGUUGAAGGAUUUAAGAACGAGACUCAAAAACUGAGAGAAAUGAUCUCCCAACUUGAGAAGGAUAAAGAUAAAUACGGAACUGAGGCAUCCCAAGCUAAUGCUAAAUAUUAUCAAUGCAUGGAGAAAGUCAAGAUGAAGAGUACCCUUAUCACCAAACUCCAGAAGAAAAACGCAGAGGCUGAGGCUAAGCUAAAACAGCAACAGAAUUUGUAUGAAGCAGUCAGAUCUGACAGAAAUCUAUAUUCUAAGAAUCUCCUUGAAGCUCAGGAUGAGAUUAGUGAGCUCAAGACUAAAUUCAGAAUCCUAACUUACAGAAUUUCACAGUUGAAAGAUGAAAUAACUAGUAAAGAGCAAGCUAUUCAGAAGGAAAGAUCUGAUCUAAACAAAUAUGAUAAUGAAAACAAGAACCUCGAUAGUGAUAUCAAAAAGAAGGAGAAAUACAUAGAAUCCCUUGACCAAAUGAUCAAGACUCAGGAAGCUGACAUUGGUAGACUUAAGUACGUCAUCACAGAAGCUGAAGCUGAAAAGCAAAAGCAAAGAAAAGACUAUGAGAUGGUCAUCAAUGAAAGAGAUAUCCUCGGAACCCAACUCAUCAAAAGAGAAGAAGAGUUACAACUUCUAUAUGAAAAGAUCAAAAUUCAGCAAAGUACAUUAAAGAAGGGAGAGAUCUAUUUCCAGAAGAAAGAUAUUGAAAUCCAGAAGCUUAAAGAAACCAUAGCUGAUAUAAAGAAACAGAUCAUUGUUCAUGAGAAUGAGACUGCAUGCAUUAUCGAUCUCAAGAAAGAAAUCUACCUCCUUCAGAAAGAACUUCUUGAACAAGAACAGAAAGAAAAGAUUCUCAACCAAGAACUUGAAAAGCCCAUGAAUGUUCACAGGUGGAGGAAACUCGAGUGUACCGAACCUGAAAUUUAUGAAAAGAUUCAGAAAAUACAAAGUUUGCAGAAGAGACUCAUCGCCAAGACCGAAGAAGUCCAGGAGAAAGACGGCUUGAUUCAAGAAAAAGAAAAGCUCUAUGUCGAACUCAAGAACAUUCUUGCCAAGCAGUCUGGUCCUGAAGUUGCUGAGAAGCUUUCAACAUACCAGCAGAACCUCAAAGAGAGGACCAAGCAACUCAGAGAGAUGGCCAGCGAGUUGAAGUCGUACCAGUCCCAGGUCAACGCUUACAAGUUCGAGAUCGAAAGACUUGAUAGAGAAACUGGAGAAGUCAAGAGACAGUACUUCGACAGACUUAGAAGAGAAGGAAGGAACUUGCCUGCUGACGGAGAAAUCAUCGAAGAAGAGGAAGAAGGAGACGGCAGGCCAGACAACCAGCCUGAACAGUAUGACAACUACUAUGGAGAGCAGGUGCCAAGCGAACUCGAGCAAGACAACCAGAUGGCCGACCAGCCUGACAUGGAAGACCACCCUGACAUUGAGGACCAGCCAGAGCAUGAGGCUGAAGGCGAAGGUCACCCAGAUGUUCAGGAUGAUCCAGCCGAAGAACAGCAACAUGAUGCUCCAGAGCCACAAGACGUAUCUGAACAGCCUCCUGCUGAACACAACGACGAAGAAGACAAAGUCAACGAGUAAUGGA
Moneuplotes crassus is the source of this 2909-nucleotide messenger RNA. The record is from the annotation of a GenBank genome assembly. Lineage: Eukaryota; Ciliophora; Spirotrichea; Euplotida; Euplotidae.